AUGAAAUCCUGGACCCCUGACGUGAAAGGGAUGCUUGUCAAUCCAGCAAAGUUGCUGAUGGGUUUUGUUGCUGACGAGGAACCAAACAAGCAUGAGUUCCCGACUGGCGCAUUGAUAUCAAAGGAAGAGAGUCAGCAGCCGUCCUUGAUUGAAAAGUAUGGCCCAAACGCUGACGGAAGGAAUGUAGUGAUCGCCGUUCUCGACACUGGUGUGGAUCCUUCAUUACCUGGAUUGCAGGUUAGUUCCUGA
This is a messenger RNA of Cooperia oncophora, 249 nucleotides long. Lineage: Eukaryota; Metazoa; Nematoda; Chromadorea; Rhabditida; Trichostrongylidae. The record is from the annotation of a GenBank genome assembly.